UGCUCACUGACACUAAACUUUUAUUUGGGGUCAUUUCCAAUGAUAUGUCGAAUAAGAGCUUGGAUCAGGCUAGAUUUAAUUUAGCUACACAUGUUAUGUCAAAUGGAGUAGAACUAAUCAUUGCAAGCGACAAAAUCAAGCAUAUUGAUAAACAAGCGCCAUCAACUCGCAGCCCGUCGAUUAGUCUGUCAUCGAGGCAUGCUCAACAGAAACCUGUCACUUUUGCACCCAGUACACUUAAGAAUCAUAUGAUCUUGGCACUGCCUACUAUAAGACAGGAGAAAUUCUCAAUUCCAAUUGAAGAGAAUCAAUUCAUUACAAAGACCUGUCUAACCACCUAUACAUAUCAUACAACAUACCUAAAUAAGGGAAGCACCACAGUGGAGAGUAGAGAGAAGGUUGUAUCAAAUCGCCAAACGGAGGAACGAAAAUUUUUACGUACAACCAGCCAAUCGUCCCUAGGCGUAACUCUCUCAAAUACGCCCGAACUAGUGGUGGGAAUAUUUCCAACCACAUACCACUACUAUAAUUCGAUUAAAAACAACGACUUUGUUAUCAGAUCGAGCUACACGAUAAUUAACACAAUAACUGGGCCAGACGAUUACAUUUCGUUCUUGCAGCCCUCAGAAGAUGCAACUCCUCUAUUAGAUACCAAUACAUACUACAGUCCACUGAAUGUAAUGAGAACGCAGCAAGAAGGAUUGGAGUCCACGAAAGUUUUAACCGAUGAAAAUAUUUUGACGCAAGUCGUCAUCACGGAAUCCAUUCCACCACGAGGUGCAUCAAAGGUCAAAUAUCAAGCACCUCUUAAAGCAGCUAGCCAAACCGAUCAAGAUGUUCAAAUCUAUGCAACAAAAACAUAUUUGACAACAGUCACAUAUCAUCUGGCUACAGCUUUAGCCUUACAUUCGGAAGCAUUGUCAUCAAUAUCCAAAAACGAAAAAGCAAAUCAAAUGAAUCUACAAACAAAGGUGAUUGUG
Molecule: messenger RNA, 980 nt
Organism: Drosophila hydei
Lineage: Eukaryota; Metazoa; Arthropoda; Insecta; Diptera; Drosophilidae
Exons: 3
Source: RefSeq, a predicted model, not a curated record